AUAAAUUUCGUCAGCACCAUAGAUUACAGAAGUUACAACUAACCUCAAUUUAGUGACGUAGGCAAGUCAACGAGGCUGUUUACAUAACAAAAUACUUUUUAAGGAUUAUUGCCCUUCUAAAGGGUGUUUAGUGUGGGAGUUUGCAAGUCUCUAACUAUGGCUUCCCUGCUAAGUAGAACUGGAUACAUACGGCAAUGUUGUGCAGUCCUAAAGGGGUCGCCCAGUAUUUCCACAUCGUCAGUGCUUCAAAAGGAUGCUCCACUGAAGGAUACUGACACGUUGCUCAAACCCGAGGAGAUUGAACAAAAGAACAAACUCAAAGGUUACAUAACUGUGGAAGGGCCCACGGAACUAUCGCUUGUGAGUGGCAUCCCAGAGGAACAACUUAAAACACGCAAAGUGCGCAUCUACGAGCCACCCAAAAACUGCAUGCAAAGUGGCACUAAUAACAUUGGCCACUGGGAAAUGGAUUUCGAUGCUAAGGAACGCUGGGAAAAUCCACUGAUGGGAUGGUGUUCCACAGGCGAUCCACUGUCGAACCUAAAAGUGCAGUUUGCAACUAGAGAGGAAGCAGUGGAAUACUGCGAGAAAAACGGAUGGGAUUGGUACAUCCAAAGCAGCAAAUUGGACAAACCGUUCAAGCCAAAGUCAUACGCUGUUAACUUUGCUUGGAACAAACGUACCAGAGUUUCAACUAAGUAGCUUCAAAUGUUAAUUUUGUUGUUAACUAGAAUGUUUUAAUUGAAGCAAUAGAAGUCUCCAAGUUGCAAAAGCACGUUCUCAUUCAAAAAGCUUAAUAUAGCUCAAACUGUGAAUUUAGGGCGCAAUAAAUAUAACAUCGAAAAUAA
Dendroctonus ponderosae (mountain pine beetle) is the source of this 848-nucleotide messenger RNA. Its product is annotated as NADH dehydrogenase [ubiquinone] iron-sulfur protein 4, mitochondrial. Gene Ontology annotation, biological process: electron transport chain. NCBI's taxonomy places the organism in Eukaryota, Metazoa, Arthropoda, Insecta, Coleoptera, Curculionidae. The record is from RefSeq and is a predicted model, not a curated record.